Megalops cyprinoides (Indo-Pacific tarpon) is the source of this 2355-nucleotide messenger RNA. It is a transcript of the gene fam76b, whose product is annotated as family with sequence similarity 76 member B. Bases 264 to 1268 code for a protein of 334 amino acids. NCBI's taxonomy places the organism in Eukaryota, Metazoa, Chordata, Actinopteri, Elopiformes, Megalopidae. The record is from RefSeq and is a predicted model, not a curated record. The transcript is spliced from 10 exons.
GGAAAGAGGAGGCGAAAGCGGCGACGAGAUCGGGAUCUCAGUUUAGCGUAGUGGACGUGGUUUUAAUGGACUAUGUUGCCGAAAUCAGGCAAUUUUAACUGCUGUACUUUAACCUGCUAGCUAUUUAACUUACUAGCCUACAUUUUUAUCGAAAAACAUUUUUAUCCUUUUUAUCGUGAACGUAUAUCUGCUAGCGGGCUGGGGAGAGAGCUGGUAACCUAACUGGCUACAUUUUCUUUCCUUUUUAUUGUCUGCUGGUAAGAAUGGCAACAACUGCCCUGUACGCGUGUACGAAGUGUAACCAGCGGUAUCCAUUUGAGGAACUAUCGCAGGGACAGCAGCUCUGCAAGGAGUGUCGGAUAGCACACCCUAUGGUGAAAUGCACAUACUGCCGAUCCGAAUUUCAGCAGGAGAGCAAAACCAAUACAAUUUGCAAGAAGUGUGCUCAGAAUGUUAAGCAGUUUGGAACGCCCAAACCAUGCCAGUACUGCAACAUCAUAGCAGCCUUCAUCGGAACGAAGUGCCAGCGCUGCACCAACUCUGAGAAGAAAUACGGGCCCCCUCAGACAUGCGAGCAGUGCAAGCAGCAGUGCGCCUUCGACCGCAAGGAAGAGGGCAGGAGAAAAGUGGAUGGGAAGUUGCUCUGCUGGCUCUGCACGCUGUCGUAUCGCCGGGUCCUGCAGAAGACUAAGGAGCAGAGGAAAGGACUCGGCUCCUCUCACUCCAACUCUUCCUCCCUCAGUGAGAAGGAGCACCACUCUAGACACCAUCGUCACAAUCAUCACCACCGGCACAGCAGCUCACAGAACAAACUGAGUAGCAGCCUAAGUCCGGAGCAGGAGCCAGGACUGUGGAAGCAGAGCCAUAAAUCCUCUUCAAUCCAAAAUGACACCCCAAAGAAGAAACCUAAACUGGAAUCAAAGCCGUCUAAUGGAGACAGUAGCUCCAUCGCUCAGUCCAUGGACUCUGGAGGAACGGACAACUUCAUCCUGAUUAGUCAGUUGAAGGAGGAAGUGAUGUCAUUGAAGAGGCUGCUUCAGCAGAGGGAUCAAACUAUACUGGAAAAGGACAGGAAGCUGACUGAGCUGAAAGCUGACUUCCAGUACCAGGAGACCAACAUGAGGGGGAAGAUGAACAACAUGGAGAAAGCACACAAAGAGGCUGUGGAGCAACAGCAGGCCAAAAACAGGGAACUAAUGAAGCAGGUGGCUGCCCUCUCCAAAGGCAAGAAGUUUGAGAAGACGGGGAGCACACUGCUGUCCCCAUGAACCCAUUGGCAUGACCCAAAAAAAGGAUGGAGCAAAGAUGGGGCAAUGUUUAACACUGUGAAAUCUGUUGCUGUCCUUUUCCCCUCAUUUUCCAUUGAAUUUAGUUUUUGUCCCUCCAGAAAUUGGAACACGACCUGAUUGUAUAAAUAAACAUACAGAGACACACACACACCCACGACCCACACAAACUUGCUCACUCGUGCUUACACAUAAUGGUGGUUAGUAAUGCAAUGCCAAGUCGCAUUAUGGCAAUAAAACAAGGUUCUCAGUGUGAGGUGACCUAUGGUGUGACUGAAAACAUCUUUUAUGCAAAGAACAGCUGAACUACCCAUACUCGGCUCUGUUUCAGAAGAGUGUAUGAGUCUCAUGGUAGUGAAUUUGUGCCCUCUCUGCCUGCCGUGAAGUGCAGGGCUCUAUGUGGAAAUUGUCAGUGUGAACAGUCAACAUGUGACACUGGAGUAGUAUCUGUAAGCAGCCCUCAUUUCAGGUUUUUUUCACCUGCAAAGUUGAACUUUUUAACAAACCUCCACAUGACUUGCAUGGUGGUGCCCAUUUUGUUUCUAGUGGAACAUUUUUUUAUUUUUCACUUUUCACUUUUUUUCCAUUUUUAGCAAUAGCAUACAUUGUGUUUGUUUUUCCUGGAUGAAUCUAACUGGAAACAGGACCCCUGGGGACUGUGCUCAUGGUAGCCUAUAUGCAAAUGUUGAACCAGAAUGGUGGCGGGUUGACCAGUGGGGGAUGAAGCUCUGUGCUUUCUCCUUGCCAUUGCAUUGGGAAGUGACUUGUGGAAAGAAUUGUCAUGACUCACCAUUGAAAGACUGGCAACUAGGUUUCAUGUACUGUAUUAUACUUUUAAAUGAAUUUCAAAAAUCAAGUGUAAAGGUAUUUUACGUUUCAACAGUGAAGGCCUUUGUGUAUUUAAAUCUUGUUACUUUUGCUGGUUUCUAGUAAAUUUAAGCAAGGCUAUUAAUAUCUGAACAAUAUGCUUUUAAAACAAAUCCUAUUUGACUUUUUAUACUGUAGCUCUGUGGAACUAAUGGGGCUGUAUCUGCACCUGGCCCAUAGGCCCAUUUUUGUACUUUUUUCA